Gossypium raimondii (Peruvian cotton) is the source of this 2375-nucleotide messenger RNA. Its product is annotated as subtilisin-like protease SBT1.8. Gene Ontology annotation, biological process: proteolysis. Lineage: Eukaryota; Viridiplantae; Streptophyta; Magnoliopsida; Malvales; Malvaceae. The coding region runs from base 30 to 2318 and encodes 762 amino acids. Gene Ontology annotation, molecular function: serine-type endopeptidase activity. The transcript has 2 exons. The record is from RefSeq and is a predicted model, not a curated record.
AACGUACACUUUCACUGUAAUCAACAGCCAUGGCCGCCAUGGCUUCUUCUUCUUCUAAUUUCUUCUUCAUCUUCUUCCUCGUGUUAUGUCUGAAAAUCACUGCCAAAAAAACAUACAUUGUCCAAAUGAAACAUCAAGAUAAGCCACUUUCUUUCGAAACCCACCAUGAUUGGCACAGUUCGAGUUUACAAUCACUCACCGAUUCCCCACCCGAGUCACUUCUUUAUUCAUAUACUGAAGCUUUUAAUGGCUUCGCUGCUUCUCUUAAUGAAGAACAAGCUGAGUCUCUUAGCAAAUCGGAAUCGAUUCUGGGUGUUUAUGAAGAUACAGUUUACACUCUCCAUACUACUCGUUCACCUCAAUUCCUCGGCCUUGACGCCGAUUUGGGGCUUUGGGCCACCGGCGGUAGUACCCAGGCUUCUGAGGAUGUUAUUAUCGGGGUUCUUGAUACCGGAGUUUGGCCGGAAUCUAAGAGUUUUGACGAUUCGGGCAUGCCGGAGAUUCCUUCUAAGUGGCGGGGUGAAUGUGAGCCGGGUCCUGAUUUUGGUCCUAAGUUUUGUAACAAGAAACUCAUCGGUGCUCGGAGCUUUUCGAAAGGUUACCGUAUGGCCAUCGGCGGUGGGAUUAAUAAAAAACCCAAAGAGAUCGAUUCCCCACGUGAUCAAGAUGGUCAUGGGACUCACACGGCCAGCACCGCCGCAGGUUCUCACGUGGCUAACGCUAGCCUUUUAGGGUACGCCAGUGGGAUUGCUCGUGGGAUGGCGACUCGAGCCCGGGUCGCCGCUUAUAAGGUUUGUUGGGAAACGGGUUGUUUUGGGUCCGAUAUCCUCGCUGGGAUGGAUCGGGCUAUCCGAGAUGGCGUUGAUGUGCUUUCGGUGUCCCUCGGUGGUAGACUGGCGCCAUAUUACCGCGAUACGAUCGCCCUCGGAGCCUUCGCGGCGGUGGAGAAGGGUAUUUUCGUCUCUUGCUCCGCGGGCAAUAGUGGGCCGACAAGAGCCACCCUUGCUAACGUGGCACCUUGGAUUAUGACCGUCGGCGCUGGGACUUUGGAUCGAGAUUUUCCGGCUUAUGCCGUUUUAGGAAACAAAAUCCGUUAUAAUGGCGUCUCGCUUUACAGCGGUCGAGGAAUAGGGAAAAAACCGGUCGGUUUGGUUUACAACAAAGAUAACAACACUUUUGGUAAUUUAUGUCUGCCCGGUUCGCUUAAACCGGCUUCAGUUCGUGGAAAAGUAGUCGUUUGUGAUAGAGGAACAAAUGCUCGUGUGGAAAAAGGAGGAGUUGUACGCGAUGCUGGAGGGGUCGGAAUGAUAUUAGCGAACACGGCGGAUAGUGGCGAGGAAUUGGUGGCUGAUAGUCACUUGCUACCGGCCGUAGCAGUAGGGAGGAAAACCGGUGACUUGAUUAGGAAAUACGCACAAUCUAAUCCUAACCCGACCGCCAAGCUCGUUUUCGGUGGGACCGUCUUGAAUGUCCGACCUUCACCGGUGGUCGCAGCAUUUAGCUCCCGAGGGCCCAAUAUGGUGACACCGCAGAUCUUGAAGCCGGACGUGAUUGGGCCAGGAGUCAACAUAUUAGCCGCUUGGUCUGAGGCUAUCGGUCCGACCGGGUUGGUUAAGGACACGAGGAAGACUAAGUUCAACAUUGUGUCAGGUACAUCGAUGUCGUGCCCACACAUUAGCGGGCUAGCAGCAUGGCUAAAGGCAGCUCAUCCAGAUUGGAGCCCAAGCGCAAUCAAAUCGGCUCUAAUGACCACUGCCUACACUCGAGACAACACCAACUCAUCUCUCCGGGAUGCAGCGGACGGUUCAUUAUCGAAUCCAUGGGUUCACGGGGCAGGUCACGUCGACCCUCAAAAAGCCCUUUCUCCGGGACUAAUAUACGAUAUAACUACGAAACAAUACAUAUCCUUCUUAUGCUCACUAGGCUACACCAUUGAUCAAGUUAAAACCAUUGUCAAGCGUCCUAACAUUACAUGUUCCAAGAGAUUCAAAGACCCUGGUGAACUCAAUUACCCAUCAUUUUCGGUCCUGUUUGGGGACAAAAGGGUUGUUCGGUACACUCGGGAAUUAACAAACGUCGGCCCCGCACGGUCGAUAUACAAAGUGGCGGUGGAUGGUCCGUCAUCUGUCGGGAUCUCAGUUAGGCCCCGGACGCUCGUCUUUAGGCAUAUUGGGGAAAAGAAGAGAUAUACAGUGAGUUUUGUAGCUAAAAGGAAGAGAAGAGGAUCAACGGUUAGGUCUGAAUAUGGUUCAAUAGUGUGGGGCAAUGCUCAACAUCAAGUGAAGAGCCCAGUUUCUUUCUCAUGGACAUUUUUGUAAACACUUGGAGAAUGUCAAAUCAUUAAUGAAAAAUCUAAGGUCAAAUUCUGAUUUUAA